Macadamia integrifolia is the source of this 1556-nucleotide messenger RNA. Its product is annotated as fructose-1,6-bisphosphatase 1, chloroplastic. Gene Ontology annotation, biological process: fructose metabolic process; gluconeogenesis; fructose 1,6-bisphosphate metabolic process. The record is from RefSeq and is a predicted model, not a curated record. Lineage: Eukaryota; Viridiplantae; Streptophyta; Magnoliopsida; Proteales; Proteaceae. Gene Ontology annotation, cellular component: cytosol; cytoplasm. The coding region runs from base 150 to 1388 and encodes 412 amino acids. Gene Ontology annotation, molecular function: fructose 1,6-bisphosphate 1-phosphatase activity. The transcript is spliced from 4 exons.
CAUAUCCUUCGCAAUAGAAGCAGUUAUUUUGGAAGAAAAAAAACCCCAAAAAAUGAACGAGAAAGGCGUCUGAGGAGGAAAGAAGAGAAAAACGAGAGUGAUCCACUUACAGGUGAAAGCAAAGAGGAUUCAGGAAAGGCAAAGCAGCCAUGGUUGCAGCAAUCUCAGUGACGUCAUCGCGGUUCCUCGUCUCGAGCUCCCGCCGUUCUCCGUUCCAACUGUGCGUCUCCGGUGCAAACAGUACACUACUCUUAUGCCCAAGCAACAACAGCCACAGGCACAGCUUUGCCGGAGGUGACAGUUCAGGGAUACGAUGCAUGGCUCUGGAGACUGAGCCGGAGGCGAAGUCAAAGAAGAGAAGUGCGUUUGAGAUUGAGACCCUUACAAAUUGGUUGCUGAAACAAGAACAAGCUGGUAACAUCGAUGCCGAGCUCACGAUUGUGCUCUCUAGCAUUUCUACGGCGUGUAAGCAAAUUGCUUCUCUUGUGCAGAGAGCCGGCAUCUCCAAACUCACUGGUGUUCAGGGCGCCGUUAACAUUCAAGGAGAAGAUCAAAAGAAGCUUGAUGUCGUCUCUAACGAGGUGUUCUCUAAUUGCUUGAGAUCAAGUGGACGGACGGGCAUCAUAGCAUCAGAGGAAGAGGACGUGCCAGUUGCGGUGGAGGAGAGUUACUCAGGGAACUACAUUGUCGUAUUCGACCCACUCGACGGAUCUUCCAACAUUGAUGCUGCCGUCUCCACCGGAUCAAUCUUUGGUAUCUACAGCCCCAACGAUGAAUGCCUUGCUGACGUCAGUGAUGAAUCUGCCACGUUAGACAAAAUCGUACAGAAGUGUGUGGUGAAUGUAUGCCAACCUGGCAGCAAUUUAUUGGCUGCAGGCUACUGCAUGUACUCCAGCUCAGUGAUCUUUGUGUUGUCCAUAGGGAAAGGAGUGUUUGCCUUCACCUUGGACCCAAUGUAUGGAGAGUUCGUUUUGACCCAAGAGAGUAUACAGAUACCCAAAUCAGGUAAGAUCUACUCCUUCAAUGAAGGAAAUUACCAGUUAUGGGAUGACAAACUGAAGAAAUACAUGGAUGACCUCAAAGACCCUGGACCUACUGGGAAACCCUACUCUGCCCGUUAUAUUGGUAGCCUUGUCGGCGAUUUUCACCGGACACUUCUCUACGGCGGAAUCUACGGAUACCCGAGGGACAAAAAGAGCAAGAAUGGGAAACUUAGGCUCUUAUAUGAAUGUGCACCCAUGAGCUAUCUAGCGGAGCAAGCUGGAGGGAAAGGUUCCGAUGGCCACCAAAGAGUACUCGAUAUUCAACCAACUGAGAUACAUCAGCGUGUGCCACUUUACAUUGGAAGUGUUGAAGAAGUUGAGAAAUUGGAGAUGUAUUUGGCUUGAUAAUGAUCUCAAGACGCCAAUAUGCCCUCCUCAUUUUGGUUGCUCGUAAAGAUGAUUGAUUCUAUUCUAGUAGUGCAUCCUCAUUCCCCAGUGUAUAUGAAACGUUGUAGCUUUAAACUUAAAAAGCUUGGGGCAAGCCUGAAUGAAUUUGAAAAUAUUUAUAAUGCA